AUGCUUAUUAUAGUAAUUUUGACUGGAGAUGCUGGUGUGGGAAAGUCUAAUUUCCUUUUAAGAUAUGUCAAAGAUAAGUACAAGAAUGUUAGUUCAACUAUUGGAGUGGAGUUUGCAUAUAAAGUAGCAACUUUAAAAAAUAAAACCAAAGUUAAAGCAUAAAUUUGGGAUACUUCUGGUUCUGAGAAAUACAGAUCAAUUACUACUGGUCACUACAGAUUCGCACUUGGAGCUGUUUUAAUGUACGACAUAUCAAAUGCAGAUACAUUCAAGAACUGCAGGUACUGGCUGGAAAAUAUAAAAACUUAUGCAGACGAUAAUGUAGUAAUAGCACUUGUUGGAAAUAAAGCAGAUAUUUUGCAUGUAAAUCAAAGUCGAAGAGAAGUUCCGAGAGAAUUAGCUGAGAAAUUCGCAAGGGAAAACAACUUGAUAUUCGUGGGAGAGUCAUCUUCAUAAGCCAACUAAAACAUCAAGGAGGUCAUGGACACUUUAUUUGAGAGAAUAUUCAUUGUGUAAAGUGAACUGGUGAAGAAAGGUAAGAAAAGACUAGAGACUUUGAAGAUGUCUGAGGAAGCUUUGAUGCUAAAUAACCACAGAUGCUGCUAUUGA
This is a messenger RNA of Stylonychia lemnae, 609 nucleotides long. NCBI's taxonomy places the organism in Eukaryota, Ciliophora, Spirotrichea, Sporadotrichida, Oxytrichidae. The record is from the annotation of a GenBank genome assembly.